CUGUUCCAUCACUCACCAUGCGUUCGAUAUCCUCCGCAGCAGCAUUGCUUGCCGCUGUUCCUUUUGGAAGUGCUCAAUGGGGCUACCAAGGACAAAAUCAAGCGCCUCACUAUGGCCCUCCACACUACGGACCUGGUAGACCAGGCCAGAAUGGAGGACAAUGCUCGGAAUUAUCUGCGGAUCAAGUCAGCGCUGGAGGAAACAACUCACUUUUCAACAGAUGGAGACCACGAAGUCACUUCAUCGCCCCAGCAGGCUGGAUGAACGAUCCAUGCGGAGCCAUGUAUGAUCCGAUAAGGGAUGAAUAUCAUCUUUCGUACCAAUGGCACCCAAAUCACUUCAAUUGGGGCAACAUUUCUUGGGGUACAGCUGUGAGCAAGAACCUCAUAACAUGGACCGAUCGAGGUGGGUGGCAGAACGAUGAAGCUAGAACUCUCGGCCCAAGCGGCAAUGGCAGCUUUCCACAGGCCUACGAUGGUCUUGGAAUUUUCUCUGGCACUGCUCAGCCAGUCAAUCUCAAGGGCGAACAGGAUGGCACGCUUCUCGCUUUCUACACAUCAGUGAGCUACUUGCCAACCAACUGGAAGAUCCACUACGAGCCACACACUGAGAGCCAAUCUCUUGCCAUCAGCCACGAUGGUGGCAAGACCUGGCAACAAUACGAGAACAAUCCCAUCAUCAGCACCACGACCGGGACAUCGCCGAUGUACUGGAACGUGACUGGAUUCCGUGACCCCUUCUUCGAGCCAAUUCCAGCGCUCGAUGUCGUACUAGGUGCGUCUGAGCCACACUACUACGCUGUCUUCGGAUCUGGUAUCAAGGGUGUCGGCCCAAGAAUGCCACUCUGGAGUGCUCCUGCAAAGGAUCUCACUAGCUGGACCUUCCUUGGCGCCCUAUGGGAGCCAGUAAAGAACACCUCCGUUGGCCCUGUGCUCUCUACUGGUACAUAUGGCUUUAACUUUGAGGUAUCAGGUUUCUUCUCACUCAAGGACAGCAAGGGCAAGGACCACUGGUACGUCAACAUGGGUUCUGAAGGUGGUAAUGUCUCCUUCCACCAAUCUGCUCAAUGGGCUCUUUGGAACGAAGGCAAGAUCAGCCGUCGCCAGAAUGGAAGUGCCGAGUUCACACCUAUCUCAGGUGGCGCUGUAGACUGGGGUGUUGGCUACGCUCUCUCCAGCUUCAACGACACCAAGCAUAACCGGCGUGUUCAGUACGCAUGGCUGAAGGAAGAUUACGUCGCAAAUGACGGACUCUUCAGCGUUCCACAACAAGGUUUCCAAGGCGCCCUUUCCCUCCCAAGAGAACUUUUCGUCCACGAAGUCGAGAACGUCCAAGUCACCAGCGAACUCACCUCAGCCAAGAACAGCAUUGCCGAAGACUGCGUCGCACGCACACUCGGUGUUCGACCUCUUCCCGACGUAGUCGAAGGACUCCGUCAAGGCGCUCAUCGCAAGAGCUAUGCUGGAGCAACAUACACAAAAUCCACCAUCCUCCAAAAACAAGCCUCCUCGCACAUGGAGCUGAGCACAGAAAUCACAAACUCCACCGGCGCCGUCGGCAUCACAAUCGCCGCAUCCCCCGACGGCGAGGAAUACACCAACAUCAUCUACGAACCCUCCAACCACACCAUCCUCGUCGAGCGUCUCCACAGCAGCAAAAUUUUGGGCUUCAAUAACGCUACCAUCACCGGGUACUUCUACCCUUACACCGUCAACGGCACGCAGGAAGCCAUUCACAUGAAUGUCUUCAUCGAUGGAUCCAUCGCGGAGAUCUAUAUCAAUGAGCGUUUCUGCCUGAGCGCGCGAAUCUAUCCGGCUAAGUCUUGCAGUACUGGUUUCGGUGUGUAUAUUGGUGAGGGUGCUCAGGCGACGUUUGGGGAGACGAAGGCUUGGGUUGGGACGAAGAAUGUUUGGCCGCUACGACCGCUUAAUAGCAGUUCGGCUUUGGUUUAUGAUACGCCUGAAGAGACGAAUGAUUAUGUUUGGUGGUCCGGCAACUAGGGCUCUGGAUGGGAAAAGAGGGUUUGAAGUGGAAAAUGCCAUUGAAGUAUUGGCAAGAUUUUUGUACAUAUGCAUGGACAAAAAAUAUCAAGUUGGGACAUGUUCGCAUGCUUCUGGUAUC
Pseudocercospora fijiensis CIRAD86 is the source of this 2121-nucleotide messenger RNA. RefSeq names its product glycoside hydrolase family 32 protein. The transcript has a single exon. Gene Ontology annotation, biological process: sucrose catabolic process. The record is from RefSeq and is a predicted model, not a curated record. Lineage: Eukaryota; Fungi; Ascomycota; Dothideomycetes; Mycosphaerellales; Mycosphaerellaceae. The coding region runs from base 18 to 2000 and encodes 660 amino acids. Gene Ontology annotation, molecular function: sucrose alpha-glucosidase activity.